Molecule: messenger RNA, 1051 nt
Organism: Trichobilharzia regenti
Lineage: Eukaryota; Metazoa; Platyhelminthes; Trematoda; Strigeidida; Schistosomatidae
Source: the annotation of a GenBank genome assembly
GUCAAUAUAAAUAAAUAGUACUCGGGUGUAUAUAUAUAUAUAUAUUUAUGUUGUUAAUUAAGCUCAUUGUUGCUUUAGUAAAACCACUAAACUUUUCAAAGUCGUCUGAUUGAUACGUUUUAUUGAGCACUUUCACGAUCAUACAACUGAACAGAUUGUCUUCACUUACAUCCUUCGGAUUUACUGAAUUAUACUUGGUUCUACUGGCAGUUUUUAUUGCUGGUAGAAGGUGAAUUGACAAUUGUGAAUAAGAAGAAAAUUGUGAAUUCCACGAAUGAAUAACACACUGAUUGUGGAAUGUGUUCACUUGGAAUUCGAUUUCUGAUUAGCUAAGAUGUUUCUAUAAGAUGCGAUUCUCAAACGAGCUACAUUACCAGUAAAUUUAUCAUCACGACGCCUAUUGUAUUUACACUACAAGUGAAUUCGUGUUUUGAUAUUUUUGUCACUGUGUAUUCGUGUAAAGGCAAAGACAAAGUAUACAUCAGUUGUAAAGAACAAUGCCUGAUAAAGACAUGCUGAUUCGAUUGUUCUACAAACUCGAUACCAGUGGUGACGGUUCAGUUUCACGAAAGGAACUAUUCGAAGGACUACAGAGGGCUGGAGUUUCACCAACCAUUUUACAGAGACUGAUGGAACGUCUUGAUUUAAAUGGGGAUGGAGUAAUCACACUCUGCGAAUAUAAAACAGCCAUCGGGGCAAAUAAAUAAUGAGAAGGCAAUAGACUUUUCUCUAUGCAUAAUUUACGUUGAAUUCACACAUGCAGCAUUGACAUUCCUGAGAUUUUGAAGGUGUUUUUAUGCUGUUCUCUUGGCUAGCUCAUUAGAUUUAUUCACAGAAAGUUGGGGUUCAUCAAUUUUAUCGCUGUAUAAUAACUUAAUUUAUAGUCACUAUCUUUUCUAGCAAAUAUCUUUGAAUUAUACUUUAAAUGACUUUUGUUUUACUACACAAACAACCAAGAUAGCAGACGUGUGAAGCUUACAAAUUUUAUCAGUAUUCAUUUUUACGUUAGUUUGUUUGUUGGAUGUCCAUAGCACGAAACAUUUCGAUUACG